Messenger RNA from Dioszegia hungarica, 1527 nucleotides. Its product is annotated as major facilitator superfamily domain-containing protein. The record is from RefSeq and is a predicted model, not a curated record. Gene Ontology annotation, cellular component: membrane. Gene Ontology annotation, molecular function: transmembrane transporter activity. Gene Ontology annotation, biological process: transmembrane transport. Bases 1 to 1527 code for a protein of 508 amino acids. NCBI's taxonomy places the organism in Eukaryota, Fungi, Basidiomycota, Tremellomycetes, Tremellales, Bulleribasidiaceae. The transcript is spliced from 6 exons.
AUGUCGCCGCGAGACGGACGUCCUGGGGAUGGCAGCGGCGCGGACGAGCGGGCGGCUCUUCUCGCUGGAGGGGGCCUGAAGGGAGACGACAUCGUGUCUGAGCCUUCUAUCUGUACCACCGAUCUCGCUCCCAGUCCAUCAAGACGUCAUAUCGAUGCUUUCUCUCCAGAAGAGCAUGAACGCCUUCGGGGAAUGGUCAACCGAUACGUGCAAGCGCUGGACAAGGGCACGCUGGGUACCGCGGUCAUCAUGGGAUGGAUGGAGGAUGUGGGGGCGGAUAGCGAUAGUUAUGCGGCGACGAGUACGGCUUUCUGGGCGGGAGUGGUGAUUGGGGAACCUAUCGCAAACCAGUUCAUACGUAGAUAUUCGGCGAGCCGGGUUCUGGGAGGAAGCAUGUUCAUCUGGUCUGGCCUCGUCCUUCUCCUGGCGUUCACGUUGGACAUCAAGCGGGUCAUGUUCAUUCGUGCUCUCUUGGGGGUAUUUGAGAGUAGCUUUGGGCCAUGUCUACUUACGAUCACAACACAAUGGUACACGUCCGCCGAGCAGACCUCGGUCAUCACGAUCUACCAGUCGAUGUUUGGUCUAGCAGGAGUUCUAUCCUAUGCGCUGGCAUGGAUAUUCUACCAUGUUCAGUCAAGACCGUACGGUAUGGCAGGAUGGCAAUGGAUGACAGCGGCCAUUGCGCUCAUAUCCUUCGUCUCUUCGUUCAUCGUCUUUGCCCUCCUCCCAGUCUCGCCAAACACGGCCACCUGGGCUUCUCCCUCCGACAAAUCCGCCCUCGCCCGCCGAACAGGAGUCGACCACAUGCCUGCCCGCGCGCAUUUCAACCGCGCGCAGUGCGUCGAGUCACUCACCGAUCCGAUCACCUGGCUUCUCUUCACGCUCAUGGUGGUCCAAUGUCUGAUCUGGAGCGGGUUCACGACCUUCAGCGGGCUGAUCAUAAAUCGCGGAUUGGGAUUUAGCGUGAAUACCAGUCAGCUCUUGGGGAUGCCUUUGGCUUUUGAGAUCAUCUGCCUGUACUUCCUCGUGGCAUGGCUCAUCAACAAAACAGGCCAGACCCUCCUAUGUCUCAUCUCCCUAACCAUCCCCAAUAUCCUCGGCACCAUCCUUCUCCUAAACGUCCCGCCCUCCCCACACACCCGCCCCCUCCUUAUGCUCGCCAUAUACUUUAUGCAAGCCUUCUCCGCCACGGGUCCAUCCCUCACUGCCCUCAUUGCGCGGAACACCGCCGGCUCGACCAAGAAGUCGGUGAGCUUCGCGAUCGUCUAUACGGGCUGGGCGGUCGGGUGCGGGGUGGCACCGCUGUUGUUCAGGGAAGAGUGGGCGCCGAGGUAUUUGGGGAGUUUGAGGAUACAUCUGGGUUUGUAUGUGGUUUGGGUGGGGGUGGCGUUGGUGCUCCGACAGGUGUUGAGGAGGAGGAUCAAGGGGAAGGAGGUUGGAAAGAUGAUGGCGGAAGGGGUAGAUGGGAGGAGGAUAAAGGGAGAUCUGACAGAUAGGGAAGAUCCGGACUUUCAGUACAGUUUGUAG